AUUGAAUAUUUUUUUAACCAAUCACAGCCUGAGCAAAUUCCCAUCUGACCAAUCAGAGGCGGCCUCGGUCGGAUGCUGCAUCCGGAUCAAAUUGAAUACAGAGCAUCCUCAGCAAGAAGACAUCUCUCCGCAAACAUACAAUGGGGCGCAGAAAGUCAAAGAGAAAGCCGCCUCCCAAGAAAAAAAUGACCGGGAACCUGGACACCCAGUUUACCUGCCCGUUCUGUAACCAUGAGAAAUCCUGUGACGUCAAAAUGGAACGGACCCGCAACACGGGAAUUAUAUCCUGCAGCGUUUGCUUGGAGGAGUUCCAGACUCCUAUAACAUAUCUGUCCGAGCCCGUGGACGUUUACAGCGACUGGAUCGAUGCCUGUGAAGCAGCCAACCAGUAACCACGUCAUCCUAAACUCACCUCCUCCUCUAACCUCACUCUCCGCUCGGUGAAUUAGUUUCCUAUUGAGAUAGCACAAUGUAGCCAAACCUCUUUUUUCUCUCUUCAAGUGUGUGACAGUGUCCGUUUCACUUUGUUACAGUGUGGUUUUCUGACUACGACACAUUCCCUCCGGCUGGGCCAGAGCGUUGCCAUGUCUCAGUCACACUUCUCAGUGUAAAUGUUGGAUUAAAUCGUGAUGCUUUUUUUGGACCAAACAGUCAUAUUUUAAUGUAACCUGAAAAAUACUUCCAAGUGUUGAACAUUCCAUGUCCUCCACUGGUAUUUUUUGUGAUUUCUGGAAACAAUCCGAUUGUUUUUCUUUAGAUUUUUGUAUUUACGGAUUACAAUGACACAAUGCUCUUAUAUGACGGGUAGUUUUUGUUUUCUUUGUAACCCUGUCACUAAUGCACUGACAACCUUUAUAUUUUUUCCCCAAAUCUGUUUUAUUCGUACUGGUAUAUAUUUGUACUGCUGGAUUUUCCUUUAAAAAAAAAAAAAAAAAAAUUACAAUCAUGUAAUUUUUGACGACACUAAGAAAUUUCACGUGUACUCU
Messenger RNA from Acanthochromis polyacanthus (spiny chromis), 986 nucleotides. RefSeq names its product elongation factor 1 (gene elof1). Gene Ontology annotation, biological process: transcription elongation by RNA polymerase II. Bases 141 to 392 code for a protein of 83 amino acids. The record is from RefSeq and is a predicted model, not a curated record. The transcript is spliced from 4 exons. NCBI's taxonomy places the organism in Eukaryota, Metazoa, Chordata, Actinopteri, Pomacentridae. Gene Ontology annotation, cellular component: transcription elongation factor complex. Gene Ontology annotation, molecular function: RNA polymerase II complex binding.